This is a messenger RNA of Sugiyamaella lignohabitans, 1860 nucleotides long. RefSeq lists its product as uncharacterized. Gene Ontology annotation, biological process: transmembrane transport. Lineage: Eukaryota; Fungi; Ascomycota; Dipodascomycetes; Dipodascales; Trichomonascaceae. Bases 1 to 1860 code for a protein of 619 amino acids. The transcript has a single exon. Gene Ontology annotation, molecular function: transmembrane transporter activity. The record is from RefSeq and is a predicted model, not a curated record.
AUGACAAGACCAAACCCAGAUUUAAAACCUCUGGAACGUGCCAGUGUGGUGUCUUUGGCAGAUGGUCCUGAUAAUGUCUCAUCUACAGAUCCCAAUUUAAUAUCAGCUAGAUCCACGCCUCCUGCCUCACCACUACUGGGCCCAUCUUCUGGUACACCUACGACACCAACACGAUGGAAACGCAAAUCUUCUCGUCAAAAUAUUGCUAAAGAAGAAGAGGAAGACGACUUAAACGAAGAACCGUCUUACUGGACUCUGCCCCGUCGAGAUCAGAUUUUUUUUCUUAUCAUUUGUCGUUUCACCGAACCAUUGGCAUAUGCAUCCAUUUCUCCUUAUAUUUAUUACAUGAUCAGGGACUUUGGUUAUACUGAUCCUUCAAAAAUUUCCGCUCUUGUCACAUUAGUCACAACCUCGUUCUCAUUAGGCCAGGCUCUAACUGCUGUUUGGUGGGGUCGUUUCGCUGACAGAUAUGGCCGAAAACCUGCUCUGUUGUUGGGACUUAUUGGUACUGCUAUUUCGGUUAUGGUUUUUGGUACCUCGACCAGUAUUUUCUGGGCCAUGCUAGGCCGUUGUAUGUCUGGUCUGUUAAAUGGUAACAUUGGUGUUAUGAGAACAAUGGUGGCAGAGUUCGUGGGUAACAAGAAACAAUAUCAAACUAGAGCUUUCGCAAUCCUGCCUAUUACCAUGAAUGUCGGUACUGUUGUAGGACCCAUGAUUGGCGGUCUUUUGGCCGACCCAGCCAAUAAUUACCCUUGGUUGUUUGGAGACUCUGAAUUUUUGAAAAAGUACCCUUAUAUCCUUCCAAACUUGUUCCCUAUUCCAUUCAUAAUUGCGGGUUUGAUUUGCACUUUUCUUUUUAUUGAAGAGACGUUAGACAGCCCUGGUGCUUUAUUGCCAAAAUCUCAAGAUUACGGAUUGAAGCUUGGGCUUCGACUCAAGGCUUGGACUAGAAGGUCCAGUGUUCAAACUGAGUCUCAUGGUUAUGAAGUUGUGCCAAACGAAACCUUAGAAUCUGAGGACGAAGUCAGUUUAUCUGAUUUAGAGGAGGAUGAGGAGUUCGAUGAAUCCAUUGCCGAGAGCUCAUCCAGCCCAGAAUCCACUAGCAACCAAUCCAUUAACAAGAACAGACCAGAAAACACUACUGAAGGAGAGGCUCCCAAGGAAGAGCCAGUCGACCGAAGUUUAAAGGCUAUUUUAACAAGACCCGUCAAGGUCACUCUCGUGGCAUAUAUCAUUCUGAUGCUUCAUGCCCCAUCCUUUAUGCAACUUUUACCUCUCUUUUUAUCGACACCAAGAAUGGACGAUGGUGACCAUCACACGAACCCAUUCAUCUUUAACGGUGGUCUCGGUUUGAAAACGUCUGAAAUCGGUGUUGUAAUUUCAAUUCUUGGUGGAGUUGGAGUUGCUAUUCAGCUUCUAAUCUACCCCCGACUUGCCAACUAUCUUGGUAACGCCAAACUUCACAAAACAGCGCUCCUUCUGUUUCCUCCAUGUUAUUUCCUUAUUCCAUACCUCUCGUUUGUUCCAGCAAGCCCCGAAUAUCUCAGCAUGCUCUGCACAGUACCUCUGGCAGCUCUUGUCAUUCUCGGCCGUACAUUUGCUGUCCCACCUAUGACCGUCCUAAUCACCAAUGCCUCGCCAUCUCGUAAAGUUCUAGGUACAGUACACGGUGUUACUCACUCGGUUACUAGUAUUGCACGAUGCGUUGGACCCUUCGUACUCGGUAAUUUGUACUCGCUGGGUGUCAAAGUGAACAUGAUUUCUCUUGCCUGGUGGACCAUGGCCGCCAUCGUCGUUGUAGAGAACUUUGUGGCAGCCAAUCUCGAGGAAUGGGGUCAAGACGAGCCGCUGGGAGCAUAA